UUGUCUUUUUGUUACCUUUGAAUGAGCCCUUUAUAUCUACAUAGGGAGCAGGUCCUCUUCCACGGAGGCCGCCAUGUUGCACCGCCAUGUUUCUACAGUAGCUCAGAACGGACAAAACAUACACACCUAUAUAGUAUUUAUACACUGUAAAUCAUUCAGUAGCGUCGCUGACAUUUCCCAGGCAAUGAAUCACGUUACACUGCGAUAACACAUCAAACUACAAACUACAGGAACAUUGCUACAUGUAAAGCACAGAGCUGCUAUGUAAAUACCACUUUGUGUUGUAUUGGUAUUGUUCAUAUCGCACAGACCAGGUAGGAAUAUAAUAAAAUAAUUUUAUAAAUACAAACCUGUUACUUCUCUUUGGUCCCUUUGGAGGGCUUCCACUCUCUCCUCUUCUUCUCUCGAAACUCUCGCUGUGGUAGCUCUCCUCCCUCGCCUGGCCCUGACUGCUGCACCACCUCUGCCUCUCCGCCCUCUGCCUCUCCCUCUCUCUCUAACUUCCCUAACGUUCCCGGGUGGUCUAUCCGGUCUUUGACUCUCUUCAGUUGGUUGCAAUCUGCAACCUCACCGCUAGAUGUCACUAAAUCCUACACACUGCACCUUUAACACAAAUAAGAAGUGCACAACCCAAAAAAAAUAAAUUGUAUGUACAUUCAGGCUAACCAGAAAUUAUGAAAUAUUUUGUCUUUGAUGCAGAAAGAAAGACUGGGGAUGAAACUGCCUCUGAGCCUUUGAGAAAGAAGGCAAGGAUUGAGGAACCUGAUCAGACCCAAGUCCAAGACGCCACGAAUGAAACUGACUCUGGGUCCACUCCGAAUUUUACAGGCUGGACCCUCUCCAAAUUGCUGGAGCAUGUUGAGGAUCCAGUUAACAUGAAACAUCUGGUAACUUCAUUGGAACAAAGACUUGAAGACGGAGAGAUGGAACAACUUGAAUGCAAGCUACAGAACCGUGCACUUAAAAAUGCAGUUUCUUUAAACCAUAAAGCCUUUAGGGAUAUAUGUAUCAACAAGGAACUGACAACAUUUUUGGCAUCCAAAAGCCAGGCAAAAUUUCCCAAACUGGCUAUUGAACAGUUUUUUACAGGGGGUUCCAAAGGGAGACCUAAGCCUUUAAGAACCCAGGAUGAGCCAGAAAAGGACAACGGCGACUCUGGAACAAUGCAGAACUGGCAAUCUGCAGAGCCUUCUAGAAUGCAGGAAGAGAGUUUUGACCAAAAUAGCCCUGGAGUCCAGAACAUGACAGGGAUGGACACAGAAUUAUCUGUUCCUAUACCUCAAUCUACUCUCUGUCAUUCCAAAAUGGAAACCAAUUCAAUCAGAAUGCAAAAAUCGCUGAGUGUGUCUUCUGACAAAGGUUAUGAUACCCAAAAGUCUUCACUGAGCAUCCUCGACCCACCACAAGAAGCCCAAAGAGAAUUCAAGACCAGCAUGACCACACCUUCAGAGUGUCAACAGUCAAUCUCUGGUGAGGCUGUAGCUGAAGAUGGAGCUACGACCUCAGAAGCUACCUCAGCUGCUACACCUGCAGCUAUAGCCUCAGCUGCUACAGCUAAAUUGGCAGCUAUAGCCUCACCUGCUACAGCAAAAUCUGCAGAUACUGCAUCAUCUCCAACUGCAGAUACAGAUACAGCCUCCUCAGUAGCUGUAGCUGCAAAUGGCGACCUAACCAAAAAUGGCAAUUCUAGAAAACAACAAAACAGAAAAGUAUAUAAAAAGACCACUGAGGAAAUGCUGAGGAAAAACCGGAAAGACAUUUUACUCAAAUUUUUUGAAAAAAUCCCCCCGACUUCAGGAACCGUUCGGAAGAUGGAGGAACUAGAGAAAAUUAGAAUUGUAGACUGUCGAGAACACCCGAGUUGCCCUUUACUGCUGGCUGACCACUGCAUUGUGUUUCACGAAGCAAACCAAAAACAACUAAUUGAAAUUUUAGAUUCUGCAGCAUUCAGAAAGGAUAGCGAGUUAAAGGAGGAAUUCCGUUUUAAAGUGCAGUUUCACAUGUGGUUGUUGGACAUUUCUAAAACUGUGGUUCUCUCAAAAAAAGAGGAUCCCCCUUAUGUGGAAAUUCAGGCAGAUUCUUUUGAAGCAGAGGAGAAACGUUUUCAGCAGUAUCUCCACAAAGUUGUUAUUCCUUUAUUUGCUGUGUAUAAGAAAGUUCAACGGGAAAGGGAAUUGUGAAGAAAGUGAUCUUACCUUGAACUGCACAUAGAAGUCAGAACUACGUUAAAAAAAA
Messenger RNA from Anguilla anguilla (European eel), 2235 nucleotides. RefSeq lists its product as uncharacterized. Gene Ontology annotation, biological process: regulation of apoptotic process. The transcript has 5 exons. The record is from RefSeq and is a predicted model, not a curated record. Lineage: Eukaryota; Metazoa; Chordata; Actinopteri; Anguilliformes; Anguillidae. The coding region runs from base 675 to 2180 and encodes 501 amino acids.